GUAACGUGGAAAACGGAUGGGUGAGAGGGGAGUGGAGAGGAGGAUAUUCGGAGAGAUAACAUCGCCGCUCGUUCCCCGUUUACCACCGUGAUACUUUCUCUCUCUAGCCGAUGGUCUAAACAGAGGACUGAUGCAUCUCUCACUCCUGCACAUAGCACGGAAGAGAACCGUAAAAAUGGACAUAGCACGGAAGAGAACCGUAAAAAUGGACAUAGCACCGCUGAGAACCACCUAAACGUGGACAUUACCGACGUGGAAAAUGGACAUUGGCUACGUAGUUCAAUGUCCAUUUUUCACGAAUCAUAGAGGCGCUUCAAAAUAAGGUUCCAUCUAAACUCGAAGCCUGUCCCCUCUCAGAGGGAAAGAGAAAGACUCUCGUAAAUUACGAGUCAAAAAUCUUUGAAUAAUUUAUUCAUCGAGAGAUAUACCUAAUCUUUAUAAUCAUCCAAACACAGAGCUUAGAUAAAAUGGGUCAAACAAUGGGCAGAAUGCCUAAGACGUGGAUUGGUACCCUGGAAGAGAGAGAUCGGAUUUUACAUCACAGUUCGGAAAUCUUGACUCUCGUGCUGGAUUAUAUUAGAAAUGAAGAUACCUUCCUCAUGCCCUACGACGACGACAAGAUCAAAGAUAAAGUAAAAAUGUGGAUAAAAAAUCAAACACGAGAUGAGAAGUUUGAAAUGUUGCUGAUCUCGUCACUGCUACUCAAAAAUGCAGUUAACGAUGGAAUUAAAAAGAUUAUUAUUGAAAAAAUGAGAAAGGAUUACCGAAAGGCUUACCAUGACAUUAAAAAAUUUAACAAAAAGGUGGAUAAGCUUGGCGCAAAUCAAAGGAAGCUACAUGCAGAAAUACAAAGUUUAGAGGAGGAAUGCGCGUAUGAUUUGAAGAAAUUUCAAAAAAAAUUUGGGCCGUUGCGACGGAAAGUCUUCGAUAACUUAAGAACCGGGGAAAAAAUGAUUUUUCAAGAUAGAAGAUUGAAACGUGCUUUUAUUAAACAAAUUUACGUUAUUGAUGACAAAUACUCGGCUGAGUGUGUCAAACAAAUUGAUAAAUUAUUAACUAGUGUUAGAGCUAAGGAUAAUUCUCACUCGGGGAGUCAGUUAAAAAAGGCGAGAUCUUUAGCUAGGCGUAUAUUGCACAUAGAAGUACAGGAGGGGAAAGUCUCCGUGACAAUUGUGUCGGCCGCGAGAGACGAGCUGCACAUAGAGAGGAAAAAGAUACCGCAGAUGGCGGUGCUAUGCAAUCGUGGCGAGCCACCUAUACCUAACACUUCCCCUCGAGCCGAUUGCUACUAA
Solenopsis invicta (red fire ant) is the source of this 1292-nucleotide messenger RNA. RefSeq lists its product as uncharacterized. The transcript is spliced from 6 exons. The record is from RefSeq and is a predicted model, not a curated record. NCBI's taxonomy places the organism in Eukaryota, Metazoa, Arthropoda, Insecta, Hymenoptera, Formicidae. The coding region runs from base 468 to 1292 and encodes 274 amino acids.